AUGAGGGCGAACCCCGGCCGCGGAGCCCACGGCAAGGACGCCUCGGGCGUCCACGAGCCCCGCCACUCCCGCAAUUCCGUCAGGUGCUGGCCGGCGGCGCGCUCGGGGAAGCCACAAAGCGGCCACUCGCCUGCAGCGUGGUGGGGCCGGCGACCUCCGGCAGGGCCUGCUCUGAGACGGGCGGGUACCGCGCUGGGCUGCCGCCGCGGCUCCGGGACCAGGGGCGGCGGCACUCACCCGGCGGCGCCUCCUCCGCUGGCCGCAGCAGCACAGCCGGCAGCCCCCGGCACCAUCUUCCGCCGCCGCCCUGUUACCGGCGGCGUCUACCGACCGCCCAUUCGGUGUCGCCAACCGACACAACCGCCGGCGCCCGGCUGCCGGACGCCCGCCGCGACCCUGAGCUCCAGGCACGCAGGCGUUGGGCGCGGGCGGCAGGCCCCUCGGCUCUGCGUCCGGGGCCGGGAGGCCGGAGCCGAGGUGGUCAGAGCCGAGGGGCCGGGGAAGGGACCCGAGAGCUCGGCAGGGCCUGGAUUCGGCCGCGGCGGGGUUUGUUAUUGUCGACUCGGGCUCUUCCUCCGCGGAGCAUGCCGGGAAACCAAACCUCUGCUCCGCGGAGCAGGCCGGGGGAGGGGCGCCCCGGGCCGCGCAGCGAGCGGUCUGCGCAGGACCGGAAGUCCCGUGGCAGCCCGGACUGGGGCGGCUCCUCCUGCUGGCCUCCGGCCGGGCUGGCUGCUGGGCUGUCCUGCGGUGACCCGGGAAGGUUUGUGGGGCGGCCUGCCGUGCUCCCCGCCUGCCGGGCGCGGACUACCAAGGCGAGCUCGACCUUCGCGCCGGAGUAGGCCCGGGCUGGUAGACCCCGCCAGACUCCGGAGCCGUCCCGGAGGCGCCCGAACCCGACCGAGGCCUCUGAGACAGGACCCCGAGGGCAGCGCCUGGGCCGGCAGAGCUGUCCUCAGGGCCGCUCCGGUCCCGAGGCUGGGACCGCAGGCAGCUCGGAAAGCGCGCCUGCUUUGCGGGCGGGGCGGCACGGUCAGACAGAACAGAGAGAUGAAGCUGGAAUUGACAUGGACACUCCCUUCCUCCUGUUUAGCCCUCAUAGUGCUAGAAGGUGCUGUGCAGCCUGCUGGGGAUCAGUUAUCAGUAGUCUUCAGCUGUGGGCCCUGCGUGCUACAUUACUGCCAGGUGAGAUGUGCCCAACUGUGUCACAUUGCAAGUCUUACAGGGAUAGCCCAUGGCUUUCUGAUUAGAUUUUCUACAGGAAGGAAUUCACAUCUGGUAUUGUAGACCUAGUUAAAUUUCAUGGCUUGGGAGGUCACAUGCCCUAGUGUGGAAGCUAUAGUUAUUAUUUUGAUAAAUGGACUUGAUAUGCCUGUCAAAUUGCC
This is a messenger RNA of Nannospalax galili (Upper Galilee mountains blind mole rat), 1382 nucleotides long. Its product is annotated as translation initiation factor IF-2-like. The transcript has 2 exons. The record is from RefSeq and is a predicted model, not a curated record. Lineage: Eukaryota; Metazoa; Chordata; Mammalia; Rodentia; Spalacidae. The coding region runs from base 1 to 1284 and encodes 427 amino acids.